Colletotrichum gloeosporioides is the source of this 3942-nucleotide messenger RNA. Its product is annotated as Structure-specific endonuclease subunit SLX4. The record is from RefSeq and is a predicted model, not a curated record. The transcript is spliced from 4 exons. Gene Ontology annotation, molecular function: 5'-flap endonuclease activity; DNA binding; hydrolase activity, acting on acid anhydrides, in phosphorus-containing anhydrides. Gene Ontology annotation, cellular component: mitochondrion; nucleus; Slx1-Slx4 complex. NCBI's taxonomy places the organism in Eukaryota, Fungi, Ascomycota, Sordariomycetes, Glomerellales, Glomerellaceae. Bases 1 to 3942 code for a protein of 1313 amino acids. Gene Ontology annotation, biological process: DNA replication; DNA repair.
AUGGGGUCUCCGUUCGGGACCAUUUCUCAUGACCCCUACAGCCUCUCCUCCUCGCCAGGUCUCCCGUCUCUCGACCAGAUCAAAUCACAGAACCCUUCACGACCUCCGCUACAAAGUGGCAGCGCGGCGAUGGCAACCCCCGACAAUGCGAGCCAUAGCUUCACCAGCGUGUCCAGCUUCCUCCGCCACGAGCACUCCACGAUCGACCUGACGACUCCGUAUAAACCCCCGACCGAACACUCUGGCAUGCCCCCGCCGCCACCACCGGAAGAGGAGGAGCCAGUUGUAGUGUGCCUCGCAACGGUAUCGAAACCGAAGCGGAAGAGAGGUGUCAAGGUGUUGGAGAAGAAGCCAGGCCAACCGCCUCCAAAACCAGCCAAAGCUGGGAAGGCUGCCAAGGAGAAGGAGGAAACCGAGGCCGACCAGCCGUGGAAGAAGUACUUGAAGGACGCUGCCGAGAAAGAAGAGAAGAAAGCCAAGUCUACAAAGCCCAAACCUGCGGCCAAGGCUAGAACGACGAGGAAGAAGAAGGAGGAAACUGUCAGUCGCCACUUUGCCAAACCGAAAGACGAGGACCAGGAUCAGGAGGCCGAGGUGCCUAAGCCGCCAAAGAGGACCAAGAAAGAUGCGGACGAACCUUUGGACUUGGAAACGGCUAUGCGCCGUCGCAUGGAUUGGACACCGCCGCCUGCCGAUACCGUUGCUGGUUCGAACCAACAGGUCGUGGAUUUGCUCUCCUCAACCGACAAGACCUCAAGUCUUGUCGCCUCAAAGGAGACUUUCGAUAAUCUUUUCAAGAACUAUGCGCACCCCGAGGAGGAGCAGGCGCGGCCCUCCGUCGAGCCACCCGACAAUGAGCGCCAGGUCUUAGGGAAGAGGAAGUUGAUCGAGACCGUAUCUAUCAACGAAACGGCCAAGACGGGCCCGUCCGAGAGAGCGGCCCCGAAGGCCAAGGCACCCAGGAAGAAGCCUCGAACUAUCACUGAGCUAGCCACAGCUGCCUAUAAGGUCCCAGAAGCUACUGAGCAGCAGGAGCCAUCUGCACUUGCACCAGAGAGCAACGCCGUCGAAGCAGAGGAGGCGAAGGGCAAGGGAAAGAAGAGGGCAUCCAAGGCCAAGAAGCCGAAAAAGAUGCCACCGCCGGAACCUGUCCUCCUUUCACCGACCGCAGCUUUGAGACAGGCCGCAAACCAGGACUACGUGUUUGGCACCUCGAGCCAGUUGGCUCGGGAACACUCGCCAACGUUCCUACGAGACCUUCAAUCAGCUCUCCAAGCUUCAAACUCGCGGGGAAAGGACGACGACCCCUUCGUGACGCCCAUCAACAGUGACGCGGUAGAGCCAGAACCGCGACAGAAGCUGUGGGGUGUCGGUGCAAGAGACGAAGAUGGACGAGUCUUGGACCUCGAAGUCAUCAACUUGGCAGACACGCCACAGGGAAAUGAAGGCACAUCUGAAGGGCCCAAUCCAUUUGGAUACGUGGCCACGGACAAACAGGCGCCACCACUACCGAAUCACUUUCCAUCAGAUGACUCGUUCCCUGAUAUCGACGAUCUUCUCGGAAAAGCGAUCGCGGGGGGGCUGCCUAGCAUUCAGGAAGAGGCACCAUCCUUUCAGCCUGCGGCAGCUCAAUCCGCCCCGAAGGAACCACGCCCUGCACCCGAACAUGAAGCCGCGUGCCCAGCCGAAAAGGACAUCUCCGAGGAUGAUGUUGAGCUGCGGCCGCCGCGGUUGCUGUCAGUGACUGGCAGAGGAACACAACAGCCUGCUGCCAAAGCCAAACCUGUCCAAGAACCCAGCAAACCAAAAUUCGACCUAUACACUGACGUCCAGCUCGCACGUGAAAUCUCCUCAUACGGGUUCAAGCCAGUCAAAAGACGCACGGCUAUGCUUGCUCUAUUAGACCAGUGCUGGGAAAGUAAGCAGCGACCAGCCCUUUCUUCCCUACCCACGAACCAUCCGAUGAUCUCGACGAUAUCUGAGUCACAGACAGCUGCCAAGGUGCAAAGGGCUGCAGCUGCUGUGUCACCCAAACGCCCGCGGGGCCGUCCGAGAAAGAACAGUGACGUUGCGCCAGCAUCCCAGGAGAUGUCACCUAAACGUGGGCCGGGACGGCCCAGGAAGACACCCAGCGUCGAACUCCUAUCGUCACCCAAACGCCCGCGGGGUCGUCCGAGAAAGAGCAGCAUCGAGAUCCCGUCCAGUGAGCCGCCGCCGUCAGCUCAGCCUCCGCCGCCAUCUCCCAAACGGCGACCCGGACGGCCGAGGAAAACCGCUGAGCCGACACGAACCACCGGCGGCACGAUAAGCAACAAGGGUAAAUCCAAGGCAGCUGCAGAUACCCCAGACGUAGCCUCGCCGGCGGCGUCACGCGCCAGGAAGCUUGCGUCGCAAAACAUUAUCGAGAUCCCUGAUUCGGCCUCUGAAGGGUCCCUGUCGCCGUCGCCCUACUCGUCUCCAGAGCCAAUGUUCUCGUCACCGCCGCCACUGGAUGCUUCCUUAUCAAUCACGGACGAUACGGAGAUGUCGCUCGCUGCGUCGCCAAAGAGCCAGGAGUCUGCGGCUCUGUUUGAGUGCAUCACCGAAGCCGUGACGACGGCACCCCCAACCAUGGACCCGAAGAAGCCCACCUUUCAUGAGAUGAUGUUGAUGUAUGACCCUAUUGUGCUGGAGGACCUUGCCACUUGGCUGAACACAGGUCAGCUGUCCAGAGUUGGCUACGACGGCGAGGUCUCCGCGGUUGAAGUGAAGCAAUGGUGGUUUUCUAAUGUCUACAUUCAUAUUUCCACGGUGCAUUCGCGCGCGUUCAAAAUCGUCAGUACUCUCAGUCCGACUCACGAAUUCGCACUCAAUUGCGACCGGAACAUCGACCCGAAGGCCGCCGAGUACGAACACGCCGCCGCCACUCAGAACAGCCACAUUUCCAUCCUCCUCCUCUCACCAACGAACCAGGUCCUGCUGCUCCACCGGGUGAAGACGUCCACGUCGUUCGCCUCGGCGCACGUCUUUCCCGGCGGGAACCUGGACGCGUUCCACGACGGGGAGGUGCCUGCGCCCGAGGCGCGGGAGAGGCAUGAGGACGGGCCUGCGUAUCGGCUUGGUGCGAUCCGGGAGUGUUUUGAGGAGACGGGGAUUCUGCUUGCGACGAGGAAGGGCGCGGCGGCGGGGGAGGAGUCUGCGCUGGUCAACUUGUCGUCUGCGGAUAGGGAUGUCGCGAGGAAGCGGAUUCAUGGGAAUGAGGUGAGGUUUGGGGAGUGGGUUGAGAGUGUCGGGGGCGUUCCGGACGUUGAUCGCUUGAUGCCCUUCACGAGAUGGGUCACGCCAACCAACGUCCCCAAACGCUUCACAACGCAGAUGUACAUCUACAUGCUCCCGCACUCCGCCUCAACGGGCGCUGAGGCCGCGGAGCAUGAGAUUAUCGUCCCGACGCCGGACGGGGGCGUGGAGCACACGGCCGCCAAGUUCGACGACGCUUCCGUAUGGCUCUCCCGCGCCGACAAGGGCGAGAUCAUCCUCUUCCCGCCGCAGUAUUAUCUGCUCUUCCUCGUCGCGCAGUUCUGCAAGGGCGCCUCGAGCGGGGCCGGUGUCGAGCACUUCGCGGCGCAGCGGGAGCAGCUGAAGGAGUUCCUGAAGCGGGUCCCGACGGCCGAGUCGGAGGCUGCGAGGAAGCAGCCCACGUCGGAGAUCCCCUGGGCGGACAAGGUCAUGAGCCCGCAUAACCUGUUCAUCCGCGAGGAAGAUAACCGCGUCGUGCUCGGGAUCGAUAAGCCGGGGCCGGAGCUCAAGCGCUCGGGGCGCGGGGGCGACUGGGAGAGGGUCGUGUUGGUCAAGUUUACGCGCGAGGGCCCGCGCAAGGUCGAGGUUCGAGGGCGGGAGGAGGUGUUGAAGGAGGAGAAGGAGGCGAAGAGGGCGAGGGAUGAGUCGGAGAAGUCGAAGAUCUAA